Rhincodon typus (whale shark) is the source of this 3643-nucleotide messenger RNA. RefSeq names its product zinc finger CCCH-type containing 13 (gene zc3h13). The transcript is spliced from 12 exons. Gene Ontology annotation, cellular component: RNA N6-methyladenosine methyltransferase complex. Bases 1 to 3363 code for a protein of 1120 amino acids. Lineage: Eukaryota; Metazoa; Chordata; Chondrichthyes; Orectolobiformes; Rhincodontidae. The record is from RefSeq and is a predicted model, not a curated record.
AUGAUCGUUACAAACAGGAGAGCUGAACUAUCCAGUGAGGCAGGAUUCUCCAGCAAUUAUUUACCUUCUCUUCAGAGCCAGGAAAAUGAGGAAUCACAGCAAAAGGAAGUGACAACAGUCAACACUCAGACAAUCUGGAUUUCAUGGAACACCCCAGGCCAUUCGGAGACAGAACUUGUGACAGGAUUUCUGGAAGAGGCGGAGGCGGAGGCAGAGGCGGAGGAGGAGGAGUCACCAGAGAUUUUUAGUACCUCUAAGGACGUGGAUGUUACUCCCGAGGAAAAGCAGACACCGAGUCAGAGGCCUGAGAUGGAAGAUCACGUGACUGAAGCCUUGGAAUCUGAAGAUGCUCAAAGACUAUAUUAUGAACAGGGUCUGCGUGUUUCUGGUGAAGCGCUCAUUUUGCAAUGCAAAAUAAACAAAUCUCUGAUCUCUCCAGGGGGCCGUGGAACUAGAAGCACUCAAUUUGACACACACAGCACAAGCAGCAGUUACCAUGAAAGCUGGGAUACAAGAACUGGAUACACAGAAAGAGAUCGAUAUGAUCGAGACCAAAGCAGGGAUGCUUCCUUUGAUAGGCGUGGUCAUACAGAAAGGGAUAGGCGUGAAAAUAGAGAUCGCGAAAGAGACCACACAGCUAGUUCUGCCACACGGCAUCCGGGACGAACUGAUGAUCAUGACCAUGAGGACAAAAAGGAUGAGAGGAGAUCAGAUCGAGAAGAGAGGAGGGAUGACAGGCUAAGGGAAAGAGAGCGAGAAAGGGAUCGUGACAAAGAUCGCGAUAGAGACAGAGAGCGAGAAAAGGAAAGAGAGUUAGAUCGAGAGCGGGAACGGGAAAGAACCCGUGAACGAGAUCGAGAGAAAGAGCGAGAGAAAGAACGGGAGCGAGACAGGGGUAAGGAGAGAGAGCGAGAACGGGAAAGGGACAGGGAGAGAGAUAGAGAAAGGGACAGAGAGAAGGAGAGAGAGAGGGUUAAAGAUAGGGACCGGGAAAAGGAGAAGCAAAAAGACUGGGAUGAGAAAGAUAAAGGAAGAGAUGAACGUAAAGAUAAAAAGGAUGAUCAGCGAGAAGACCGAGAUUUGCGGGAAGGUCAUGGAGAAAGAAAAACAAGGAAACGACCUCGAACAGAAAGCAGCCUCAGUCCGUUGGCAAAGCGUGUCCGUGAAGAAUCUCCGGAUAGUGACACUUACAACAGUAGUGAUGAAAAAAGUGAGAAGCACCGGUUGUUGAGUCAGGUUGUGCGCCCACAGGAUUUCCGGGCCCUCAGUCCGUCCCGUGCAGUCGAAGACAGAACAAGCAGCUGGAAAGAGGAUGACAGGAAGUCAGACAAAAAGGAAAGCGCAAGGCGGCGGGAAGACCAUUCCGUGAGAGAACGGGUUUCUUCAGGCGACAAGCAAAGGGAGCAUGUUGCAGAUACUGUCGAGAGCUCACGAGGCAGAGAGUCAGACAGCACUGCUCACCAUGCUGCUGAGGAUAGAGAGGUACUUCUCGGACUACACGAAUAUGGUAAGAAAAAGACUAAAGGGCCACGGAAAUUUCAGAAGAGAAACAGGAGGGAUGAAGAUUAUCUAUCUGACAAAUAUGUUCCGGAGCCUGUGGUGGAGGAACCUUUAGUUUUGUCACCUAGGAAACCUCCGAAGAAGAAAAACACCGAUAAGAAGCGAAAGCGCUCAAAAGGUGAUUCAGAGCCUUCCGAUGAGGAAGUGGUUUCACAGGCCAAAAAGUGGAAGGGGCCCAGGACUCCACCUGUAACGCUAAAGGAAGAAUCUGUAGAAGAAGUGUCUGAAAAGAGUGUUGAAGGAAAUGCACAUGGAGCAGGGGAUGUGGUCUUCAGCGACUGGUCAGAUGAAGACGUGCCAGACCGCGAUGAAAGUAUCAUUUCUGACAAGAGCAUUGAUGAAACUCGAAGGAAAAGUCAUAGAAGUAAGGUGGAGAAAGUGGAGCUCCCUGCCGUGGCAGACGACCGUACGCGUAAAACCGAUGAGCACAAACGAAGCAGCAGCCUUGGCAGUAACCGCAGCCGGACUUCAAGUCGUUUACGAUCACCGUCCAAUGAAUCCACCCACCGCAGUGGAGAUGACCAGAGUGGCGGAAGGAGAUUGCAGCACGGAACAUCGAGAGAUGGGCAGAAGUAUAGAAGUAUCAAGUCUAGUGAGCGGAAAUCCCGAAUAGAUCAGCUCAGACGUGGGGAGCCCAGCCGCAGCACCUCUUCAGAUCGUCAAGAUUCGAGGAGUCACAGUUCUAGACGAAGCUCCCCUGAAUCUGAUCGACAAGCUCGCUCCCGGGCUGGAUCCUUUGAGAGUAGAGAAAAGCUUCAAGAGGGUGAACUUGAUCGAGAUCGUGAAAGACGAGAGAGAAGGGAAUGGGAACGGGAUGGGGAACACCGAGACUGGGUUAAAACCAGGGACAGAAAUAGAGACCGGCGAAGAGAGGUCAACAAAGAGCGGGAGAAGCCACCAGCAGAAGUGCCUGAUAAAGACAAGGAGCGAACUCUGGAAGCUGCUUCCACAUUGGAACAGCCCCGAGUAGAGCUAAGACCAGGAAGAGAAUCUGAAAAACAAUUUGAGCAAGUUGAAACUGCAACUGUGUUAAACAAUGAAAGGGAUGUAAAUGACCUGGUGAAAGAACCAGAGAACGAUGAGAACCAAGCCGAUGAACCCGUUGAUGCCGUUGAAGGUGAGCAUGAUGGGAAAGUUGAUGAUGCGCAGUACUCGGUGUCAGGGUCUUGUGAGGAAUAUGAGCCAAUUAGUGAUGAUGAGUUGGAUGAAAUACUGGCAGAUGAUGCAGAAAAAAGAGAAGAGAACCAGGACGAAGAAAAAAUACCAGAUCCCAUGGAUGUGAUUGAUGUCGAUUGGUCCAGCCUGUUGCCCAAGCAGCCUAAAGAGCCAAGGGAGCCUGGAGCUGCUCUGUUAAAGUUCACCCCUGGAGCAAUCCUGUUACGAGCGGGAAUAUCCAAGCGUUUGGCUGGUGCAGAGUUGUUCGCCAAGGUCAAUGAAACUUGUCGGGCUGCUAUGAACAACACCAAAGAUGCAGAAAACCUUUUCGAACAUGAGCUUGGAGCCCUCAACAUGGCUGCUGUACAGAGAAAAGAGGAGAGAGCGAGUUUGCUUAGUAACCUGGGACCCUGCUGUAAAGCACUUUGCUCUCGUAGGGAUCUUGCCAUUCGCAAACAGCUAUUAAGAAAUGAAAGAGGUACAAUAAAGCAGAUAUAUACAAAUCCACCAGUCGUGGACAAUGACCUUCUGAGAUCAAGCCUUCGGUUGUUCAAACGCAAGGCACUAUGUCGGGGUCCUGGACAGGAAAAAAGUGAUGAGACCAAGAUUUCUCGACCAAAGGUUAAACAGGAAGUUUGUGUGACGUAAAAUUUUAGCAACAUCAUGGAUUGAGUUUGAUUUUGGUGAAUCUGUAUAUAAAGAACUGGACCUCACACCUGAAUAAUUGGAAGGAUACUAUGUGCUUAUUUACCAGCCUGACUCAGGACCUGUAAUGGUCAAACUUUAAAGUUCCAGCUUUCAAGAGUGUUUGUUUUAGGAGUUCUGAUCACCUUGUCAGAUACUGUUCUAUGUACUGGACAAGUGAAUGUUUCAUUUUUGCAGUACAGUUUUGAAGUCUUUAAUAAAACCUUGUCAGCUUUGUGCUUUU